AUAAAAUAAGAGCAGCAGCAUGGAUCAAAUUCAUUUGAAAGCACAAUGAUUUAAAUGUGAUUAAUGAAACGUUAUGAUGAACAGAUGUGAAACAGAUUCUGACUCUGGUGUAAAGGAAAACACAAAAUUAAGUGGGGACUUGGCAAUUGAUUUGUCAUCAACAGACCUCACAGAGGUUCCUCAGGAUGUCCUGAACUCCAAAGAUGAAAAUGUCACUGCCUUGUAUAUGGACUACAAUGACUUAUCUGUAAUUCCAAGUGAGCUGUGUUUUAACUUGCCACACCUCAAAGUGCUCUCAGCCUGUGGCAAUGAGAUUACCUCUCUUCCAACAUCAUUAGCAUCAUUACACGGCCUCUGUGUACUAGAGCUUGUGGAAAAUGAAUUAGUAUCUCUCCCUAGUGCAAUAUGUGACCUGAAAGCAUUAGAAACUAUUCGACUGACAGGUAACAAACUGAAAUGUUUACCAGAACAGUUUGCAAAUUUAUCAAGCUUAAAGUCGUUAUAUUUGGAAGAAAAUGUGUUGAAAUCACUGCCUCCGAAAAUAGGAAAUCUAACAAACUUGACAGUUCUAGAAGUCAGCAAUAAUCAACUCCAAGGUGUUCCUGAAGAUCUGGGAGAGCUGACAAACCUAGAGGUGCUGAAUAUUAGCAAUAAUCAUGUGGCUACCCUACCUGAUUCUUUUGAAGCCUUGUCAAGUCUUAUCCAUAUUGAUCUCUCUAUGAAUAGUAUUGAAUAUCUACCAAAGAAGUGUGGCUCUGCCAAAACAUUACAGAAAUUCUAUGCAGAGUGCAAUUUGUUAAAAGCACUGCCAGACUGGUUGAAUCACCUGUCAGAUAUCAGAGAGUUCUCUGUCAAAGACAAUCAGCUAAUUCAAAAACCUCUUUCUGAGAGCUUUGGGGCUACGAGUAAGAAACUGAAGCUGUUGGAUAUUGCUGGGAACUUCAUCUCGUACUUGCCUGAAUCUCUUGGAAGCCUGGGAUGUCUGGAGGAGUUUCACAUGGGAAGUGUUAUCGAUGAACUGGAGCGGCGAAACUUCCAGAAUGGGAACUGGGUAGCCCAUCUUCCUCACAGCUUCGGAAAACUCAGACUUCUACGAGAGCUUCACUUAGAUGAAAAUCAACUGCGUGAAUUACCGUCAGACAUUGGAAAUCUGAGCUUUCUAGAGUUUUUUGACAUAGGUCAAAACAUGUUGCAUGCUAUCCCCGACUCCUUCUGUAAGUUAAAGAGGCUUAGAGUGUGCCAGUUAUCACGCAACAGUAUAAAGAAACUACCAGAUAACUUUGGAGAUUUGGAAAGCCUUGAAGAUCUUCGUCUGGAUAAUAACCAGGUCUGUGAACUGCCAGAAUCCUUCAGCAGGUUGACCAGAUUGAAGUCUCUGGACCUGUUUAACAACAGACUUACAGAGAUCCCUCCUGCAGUGAUGAAGUUAGACAAGCUGGUACGUCUGGACAUGGGAGAGAAUAACUUCCAUAUUCCGUGGCAUAAAGUACCUCUGUUAACAGUACAGAAUCGUUAUGCAUCUCGGAAUCCAGAGCUAAAAGACAAUUGGAGAGGGAAAGUCCGUCCAGAUGUGCAAUAUGAUGACUGCAAGGCAAAGAGUAUUGUGAUUGAGGCCCUAGACCUUCCAGAGGAGGAUGAGUUUCAAGAGGAGGCCCCCUACAGCCAGUAUGCCAUGAAGCGAGCUGCAGAGAGAGGACUGUCCUUCUGGAGGAGCCAUGACGGCCCUCAGACCCGCCCCAUCUACUCUCUGCCCUCAUUUCCCAGAGUGAACUUGGGUGAAGAUGAUGGCUGGAUCUCCGAUACAGAGACCAAAGAUGAUGUAGAUUCACAUAGUGAAGACAAAGUAUUAAAUGGUAUCGAGGAUAACAAAUUGGAUGGAAGCAGCAUUGACAGUGAUGAGAAGCAGCAAACUGAAUCAUGCUGUAACAGUGGCAUCAGGAACAUUAACACUGAAGAGAAUUACAAGAACAAAAUGCUUCAAAUGGGCAAAAGAAACAGUGAAAGCAAUAAAUACAGUAGUAUUGACCAUGAGAAAUUGAGUGACACUGAAUGUGUACAAAACUCUUUAUCUGUCAGUGGGAAAACGUGUAAGGAUGAUGUGAUGUACAGUACCAGUAUUAGUGAAGAGGAACAAGAGAGCGAACCUGAGGAGAUUGACAAUGCAGAUGAGAGUGACAGCUCAGAUGAAAGCGAUGGUGAACAUACGGGAAACAGGCAUUCUGAAGACAGUUCUGACGAGUUUGAGACUGUCCGUAUCCCUGAAGUUGUUGACUUUGAGAAUCCUGUUCGUUCAGCAUCUCCAGAAGAAGACUGGGAUGAAGAGAUUGAAAACAGUCUUGGGCCAUAUGAUGAAAUCAGAGUCUACCAGCAUCCACCGCGUGACCACAUCAUCAUGUGCCAUGAAGUGAGGAGUCAUUACUUCCCAGCUUGGGACAUCCACGCCAAGCCCGUGGAUUGGCUGGACAGGAUGGUGGAACCUCAGGUGGAGGAGGGACAGUUUGAUGACUGUGAGGACGAUGAUUGAGGAGAGAAGCCAGGGGCCAUUCUGAGGAGUGAAGAGAAAUAUGAGUUAAUUCUGGGACAGUUUGAUGACUUUGAGUACGAUGAGGAUUGAAGUCUGGGACUUUUCUGAGGACUGAGGAGAACUGUCAGAGUAUCCAGAAAUUAUUUCUGGGACAGUAUGGCAGUAAGGAGUGUAAAGCAUUAAAUCCAAGACCUUUUGAUGACAGCAAUGAGAAUUUAAAGUAAACCCAGGGACAGCUUGAUGACUGAUCGGAAGAUUUGAAAUAAAUUCAUGUAAAGUUUGAA
This is a messenger RNA of Liolophura sinensis, 2808 nucleotides long. RefSeq names its product leucine-rich repeat protein SHOC-2-like. The record is from RefSeq and is a predicted model, not a curated record. NCBI's taxonomy places the organism in Eukaryota, Metazoa, Mollusca, Polyplacophora, Chitonida, Chitonidae. Gene Ontology annotation, molecular function: protein binding. The transcript is spliced from 8 exons. Bases 74 to 2524 code for a protein of 816 amino acids.